CUCAUAAAUUAUACCAUAGAUAUUAUAUGAAAGGUAGGUAGGUACAUACCUAACUAUAUAAAAAUACUGUCAAAAAUACAUUGGACUUCGAAAAUUUGCAAUUUUCUGUUGAAAAUAAAAACAAGACUAAAGUUGUCGAAAUAGAAGUGCAGCAGAAUUCUAGAAGAUAAUUGACAUUAGCAGCAAUGUCUACUAUAACUGCACCAUGGGAAGAGCUAAGAAGGCAAGCUCGGACCCUAGAAAAUGACAUAGAUGUGAAACUUGUCGCAUUUAGCAAACUGGGUAUCAGUUCAGGUUCGGCCAAUAUUAAUUCAGAGACUGCCCCUCUCAUAAACAGUGAUGAUAUGUUUGAUACCAUGUCUAUGGAGCUGCAGCAGCUACUUAAUCAGUUAUCAUCAAUAAAUGACAAAAUGGCCGACAUAGCCCCAAGUGGAGCAGCCACAAUGCACACAAUCAAACGGCACAGAGAAAUACUAAUGGACUACCAGCAAGAGUACUCCCGCACGUCAGCCCGCGUGUCGGCGCGGCGCGAGCGCGAGGAGCUGCUUCGGGGCGGCUCCCCGACUCCGCCCGCCGCGGGACUCAGCAGACGCGACCAGUACGCGAAGGAAGCCAACCAUUUGCACAGUUCCCACAUAUUAGUCGAUGAACAAAUAAACAUAGCGAUGGAAGCUCGCGACCACCUCUCCUCGCAACGGCAAACCUUCAAACGGAUGCAGACCAGGUUCAACGAUAUCGCCAACAGAUUCCCGAUGUUGAACAGUCUGAUGUUCCGUAUAAACGCUAGGAAGCGUCGCGAUUCCCUAAUCGUGGGCGUGGUGGUAGCGGUCUGCACCUUCCUCUUGCUCAUGUACGCCUUCCAUUGAAACUGUGAUCCGAUAAAGACUGUAGUUAACUAGAUUUUAAGGUAUCGUAUUAUAGUGAACUAAGACGCCUCGAUUUGACAACCAUAUUGAAUACGAUGUCCAGUCGUAGGUGUGGUGAAGCUUAAAGGCGGAAACACAUUAUUAAAACGCGACGUAACGCAACGUGUCGACACCCGAUUUACACCGUGCACAUUACCAACACGCGACCCCACGACAUAGCAGCAAUCUGUAGUGAAAACAGCUAACAGCAGUGGAAAUGUAUAGUUGUGUACUAUGGAUUUAAUAAAUAGCUCUCACAAAAGUUACCACAACUAUAUAGGCGUAUACAAUAUCAAUUUGUUUUUUUAAAGUAAUAAAUAAUAUUUUCAAUAAAACUUACUGUUUAUAUUCAUUUGCUCGGCAAUUUAUUCCCAUGCAUUAUUUCUCGUUGUAUGAUCCCUGUAUAUAGCUCAUGCAUCAAAUUCAUGCCAUAUAAAACAGGAUAUCGUUUUACCAACGCUUAAAAGGAGACUCCAAUCAAUGUAUUGUUUUGACUCGUAUUUGAAAAUAAAGAAUUUUUGUAUUUUUUUUGUAUUUGUACCAACUCAAUUAACUGGACGUCGGUCAUUUCAAAUGCUAAACGCUAAAUAAAUGCAAACAAUAAUAUUAAAUUGGCAUAAAUUCUGUUUGACAGUGUGAAGAAUAGGGAUGGGCUCAAAGAAUGGUUAUAUGCUCUGUGACAGAUCUCGAACGACUGACGCGUGUCUUUGGGUGUUGUCUAGAAACAUACUACACUCUACCCGUCGGAUGGCGUGUUUAACCCCAAAAUGGGCAACAAAUCACUGCGAUACUUUAAGACAAAAAAAAAUUGUGUAUGGAAACUAUCGAUAUCUUGUAGCGGAUACCCCUAAACUUAUAUGUUGUUAAAGUGGCUUAACUUUUUAAUUAUUAUAAGACUAAAUACAAAAAAUCAAAAAUCAUACAAGCCUUAUUUGUUAUUAAAAUUGAUUAAAUUUUAUCAAUUUGUGGUUUCUGAAAAUCUACAAAAUCCUUCAUUAAAAAUAAAAUAUAGGAUAGGUAAAUGUGUUACUGCCAUACAGGAGCAAUGAGAAACUAAUGGAAGCGAAGCCAUCUAGUGGCCGACGCCCGUAAACAUUUUCGUUGAGUGCUUGAGUUGCUUAUCUAUAGCCAAUUUAUCUGUAUUAUAAACACAUCGAUCUGGCACAUUUGAAUCGGGUGUUAUCUGCCGCAUGGCGUCGCGUCGGAUGUUUAUAGUGUGAAUCUGGUCUAUAAAAAACAAUACAUUUGAUUCGACUCAACACGCAUCGCGGUUUCAUCAGGUGGCGUCGCGUUUUGAUAAUGUGUUUCCGCCUUAAUAAUGACGUACAUUAAUCGAUUCUUUAUUUAUUAUAUCCAAUAUUAUAUGUCGAUAUUUAAACUAAACUUUUCCUAUUACAGCAAACUAGGUAUAUCGUGAGGCUGUUUGGUUUAAGCUACAUUUUUGCAACUUUAAAUUUAAGCCGUUUAAAGUUUAAAAAUUGUCAAAUAUGUGACUAAAAAGCUUCUCCAGCUAUUCGAAUGGAGUAAAUUUAAUAAAGUUCAAUUAAAAACAUCGAACUGUUGAUGCUGAUCACUACAUAGUAUAAAACAAAGUCGCUUUCUCGGUCCCUAUGUAUGCUUGAAUCUUUAAAACUACGCAACGAAUUUUGAUGCGGUUUUUUUUAAUCGAUAGAGUGAUUGAAGAGAAAGGUUUAUAUGUAUAAAUAACAUCCACUAAAUAGUAGAGAAAUCAAUAAUAAAUUACAGUUUCCGAAUCGAAGCGAGGGCGGGUCGCUAGUAAUGAAUAAAACGGACCUUUAAGCCUUUAGUUACGGAGAUAAAUGCCGCGUGUUAAGCGAAUUUGCGAUUAAACCAAAUAGCCUUCACCCAUCGAUAUGCAAACGUAUUAUUUGUGGCUUCGGUAAAAUGCAAUUAUUUCUAUAGCGCGCGCGCUUUCCUAAUCAAACUCGUCCAUUUAUACCAAACUGUGUUUAGUAUCUUAUCUUUAAAUAAUAUUGUUGUUAAUAUUGGUAUCUAAGUAGACGUAAAGAACUUGUACUAAUUUGGAGUUAUUUGAAAAAGGGUUACAAAACAUAUUAUUAUUUAUUUAAUAAUUGUAAGCGUGGCAAUACCGAUAAAAAUGUUGCCUGUAGUAAAAAAAACAACUAGUGAUGCGACCAUGUCCACGAUUGACUUUCACGAUGAUGAAAUAUCAUAAUAUUGUAUUGUUAGCCGUAAAUUUGAUAUAACGUAAUUUUAAUAUAUUUAUCGAUAUGUAUCGUAAUGUAAAUAUUUAUGUACAUGAAUAUUUCUAUUAAUAAUGAAAUAAAAAAAUGUUUUUAAUA
Bombyx mori (domestic silkworm) is the source of this 3229-nucleotide messenger RNA. It is a transcript of the gene Gos28, whose product is annotated as Golgi SNAP receptor complex member 1. The transcript is spliced from 6 exons. NCBI's taxonomy places the organism in Eukaryota, Metazoa, Arthropoda, Insecta, Lepidoptera, Bombycidae. The record is from RefSeq and is a predicted model, not a curated record. Gene Ontology annotation, cellular component: Golgi membrane; cis-Golgi network; Golgi medial cisterna. The coding region runs from base 186 to 866 and encodes 226 amino acids. Gene Ontology annotation, biological process: vesicle fusion; endoplasmic reticulum to Golgi vesicle-mediated transport. Gene Ontology annotation, molecular function: SNAP receptor activity.